ACCCACAUCAAUCAUAUUGACAAGGAGGCUUUCAUCACUAUCUACCAGCAAGUACGCCCGCGAGCUCUGACUGCAUCUAAUAUAUGCAGUGGAUUUGCUGCAUCAGGCCUGGUUCCAUAUAAGCCAGAGCAGGUGCUUGACCAGCUUCAUAUUCAAUUGAAAACACCUACACCACCAGGCACAUCCCAUAGCAAUCAGUCAUCUAGCUGGACUGCUGAGACACCAAAGAAAGCUAGGGAGCUAGAGAAGCAGUCAGAGCUAAUCAAGCGUCUUUGGCGGCAGCAUACGUGGAGUCCUCCCAGUCCAAUUAGUCAAGCAGUUGAUCAAGUGGUCAAGGGCUGCCAAAUCGCGAUGAAUAAUGCAGUGCUUUUAGAGCAUGAAAUCAAGCAGCUACGUGUGGCCAAUCAAUGUCAAAAACGCAAGCAAGAGACAGCUAGAUCCUAUAUUGCUACCGGGGGGAUUUUAACUGCUGAAGAAGGCCAGCAGCUUGCUCAGCAAGCUGCAGAAUUGCAGGCAGAGGUAGCUGACCAAGCUGAUAUGCAGCCUAGAAGACGUGCACCACCGCGGUGCAGCAACUGCAAUAUUCAAGGUCAUACUAGGCUUCAAUUUAGGGGUGGUGUGAUUAUGAUUCAAAGGACACGAUCCAUGAUCGACUACCACGAUGCAAGGAAGCAACGGCAUGGAACUGCCCAGGGCCGAGAUCUGAAAGGGAAGCUGCGACUGGACGCCACAGGCGCUGGGGCGUGGCUGGCCGGGAGAGUUGGCUUUGAGGAAGGCGCGAGGAGCGACUUGCAGAAACGGGAAGGGGCGAGCGCGCUGGGCAGGCAGCAAACCAGCGAAUGGCGGGCGAGGGCUGUGGCUGGCCCGCGGUCCGGACCUGCACCGGCCCACGCGGACACCGAAACGGCCCCAAGCAGGAGACAACGGAGCAAAAGGAGUCGAAAGUCUGGCUGUCUGCCAGAUGGCAGGCUGAGGCUCAGUCGUGGCCCUCUGAGGCUGGUGAGUUUGACCUUGUGUGCGACCCUCGCGGCUUCGCUCCGCGCUUCCCUGCGUCCUCGCCUCCUAGCUUCCUCUCUUCCUUCGUCGAGUGUUUGCGUGCCGGCGUGCGCGUCUGUCUCGUCUCUGCUGUUGACUUGGCCCCGACUCCCAGGCAAGCCAGUCAGCCAGUCCGACCAGUCGCGUCUUGCUGUAUUGCCCCGAGGCAGGUGA
Rasamsonia emersonii CBS 393.64 is the source of this 1209-nucleotide messenger RNA. RefSeq lists its product as uncharacterized. The annotation marks the transcript as partial. The record is from RefSeq and is a predicted model, not a curated record. Lineage: Eukaryota; Fungi; Ascomycota; Eurotiomycetes; Eurotiales; Trichocomaceae. The transcript has 4 exons.